Paramacrobiotus metropolitanus is the source of this 4157-nucleotide messenger RNA. RefSeq names its product receptor-type guanylate cyclase gcy-4-like. The record is from RefSeq and is a predicted model, not a curated record. NCBI's taxonomy places the organism in Eukaryota, Metazoa, Tardigrada, Eutardigrada, Parachela, Macrobiotidae. Gene Ontology annotation, biological process: receptor guanylyl cyclase signaling pathway; intracellular signal transduction; cGMP biosynthetic process. Bases 884 to 3994 code for a protein of 1036 amino acids. The transcript is spliced from 8 exons. Gene Ontology annotation, molecular function: peptide receptor activity; ATP binding; guanylate cyclase activity.
UUUGCGCGAGUGUACGUAUACACUGGUACAGUUUUAGAGUAUAUUUUACAGAUGGUAAUUCUACAAUCAGCAAUGCAUAUAAUCGCUCGUUCGUGAUCGCAUUUUGCGGUUCGCAUGUAAGCAACGAUGGAGUUGUUGUUCUCUGCAGUUCUAAAGCUUCUGACUGCGAGUUUCUAACGGUUUUCGCUAAAGACAAAAGCUGCCCAUCACACGGUGGAAACAGAACCGGGGUCAGAAUUCUGAUAUGCAAAUACUUGUAGCAAAAGGUAGCUGUAAUUUAUCACUGGAAUUGGAAAGUAUUAUUUUUAGCAGUAACGUAUGUCGCGCAACCUUUGUAAAUUCCCCUUCAAUGGCGCAUUUAUGACUUACGCGAUUUGGAAUUCGAAGGUUCAGAUUUUGAAUUCUUGUAUACGGAAUAUUUUGUGAGACGUCUGGAAUGAAGAAAUGAUAUCGGAAAGGAAAGGUUAUUUUGCAAAUGUUACCGAUCAUUGGAACUGAAAUUCAUUUGCAGUACGAAAUAUGGCAGUGAUUUUUCUCAGUGACCAUACCGUGAUUAUAUAUCUUAAUAAGAUAGCAAUAUCUCUGGCUCUACUUGCACUGGGUACUGUUGUGCUCUGUGCUUCGGAGAGACGAACGAUUUCCAUUGUAGCAGGAGGAGAUUCCAUGCCGGCCAACGCCAUACAAAUGUGGACACUGUUGUACCGCUCUUAUCGAUCCAAAUACGUCAAUAUUAACUUAACAUAUGAAACUAACGGAGGAGCAGCGGGAGUAAAGGGCGCACUUACAGGAAAAUACGAUUUUGGAGGCUUUACAGACACUGAACCACGCGGCAUAUCUCUCCGGAAUCUGACAGACUUCGAAAUUGUUCCCGUGAUGGCGAUGUAUGGAAAAACUACAAUUUACUUCACCUGAUUUCUCCGACAAACUUUCAAUUGUGGAUCCAGUCGUCAUAACUUACAAUGUACCGGAACUCACCGACAACUGCACCGGACUAGGAAUGAGUGGCAGCACUUGCCUGAGCUUGACAUUCGCCCACUUAACUGGAAUUUUUAAUGGCACCAUUACGUACUGGAAUGAUCCAUUACUGGUGCAGCAUAAUCCGGCACUGGAAGGAGUUAAUGAGAGCAUUGUUGUUAUCGUCCGGGCUGACGACGCUGGAACAACGUCCAUCCUCACCAGGGCGUUCGCUGAAAACAGCAGGGCGUGGAAUACUACGCAUUACUACUUUUCAGAAGGUUGCAAUAAAACUACGGGGUUACCGCUCAAGUGGAACAGCUCCUUAAAUUAUCGUUGUGGCGCGGGUUUACGUGGUGUCGCCAGUUUAGUACUGCAGACACCUUACUCAGUCGGCUAUAUGGGGAAAUCCGAUGCCGUCGAUUUCUCCCUUCCGCACAUUCGCCUGCGAAAUGCAGCUGGUUUUGUGGUCCAUCCCAGCAGUGAGUCUGUGGAAGCCGCCAUGAACGCGUCCAUUCCCAAACUGUCCAAUGUCACCCGAUUGUCGGUAUCGCUGCUGAACCAACCAGGAAACCGGUCGUAUCCGUUGAGUGCAUACACUUACUUCAUCAUGCCAAAGCACAACAUCACCAACUGCACGAUGACUAUCGAACUGCACCGGUGGCUACGAUAUUCGCUGACCGAUCCGUUGGGCCGAAAUGUCGUCCGCGAUUUCCAUAAAGCUCCUUUAAAUGCCAAGAUAUUGGAGUUUAUAGAGGAACGCUUCUUCCGACAGGCUGUGUGUGCCGGAAAGAAGGUCUACGAAAUGCUGGAAUAUGAGAUUGACUUAGAAGAAGGACGUAUCGGAGUAUGGAAGCUGCCCGUCGCCAUUGUCUUAUCCUUGUUUGCAGCGUUUACGUUAGUGUUCUGCACAAUUCUGGCGGUCAUCUAUUAUUCACAGAAUAAACACGCUGUCUACAAUUCCUUCGUUAUUUCACUGGAUAAACCUGAUGCCGGGGGCAAGUCACAACUAUCGAUGGGCGAGCCGAGUAUUUUUUCCGAAACGGAUCAGAUGGUCACCGACUGGGAGGGACUGGGAUACCAAACCAAGACUGAAGUUGUUUACCAGCAUCCGAGAGUGGACACGAUGCUGUUGCGAAGCAUGUGCGACCAUAUCGCACCGUUGGAGACGAUGCGUUGGAGGACCAGGGUGACCUUGGUGAGGCUGUGUGAAAGAACCCAUCACGAAAACAUACUACGAUUAAUCGGGAUCUCAAUGUAUAACGGAGAAUGGAAAUACGUUAUGAAAUGCCCCGCUAAAGGCGUACUGCAGACCAUGCUUCGUUCGGGAAAGAUUCACUUAAACAACGUCUUCCGAUAUUCCUUGGCGAUAGACAUCGCUAACGGCAUGGAUUAUCUUCAUCGGCAUGGCAUUGUGCAUGGCCAGCUGACUUCCCUGGCUUGUUACAUCGAUGCGCGCUGGAGUAUAUCCGUAGGACAGUGGUACGAUUAUUCCAUGCAUUCCGCACAAAAGGGACCAUUUCAUGCAUUUGAAGCCGAGUACUUUACGGCUAAAACUGAUCACAGUAAUAACAAAACCGCUCCGCGUCUCGCUGAAUAUUACAAGCUAUUGUUCUGGAGUGCACCGGAACUACUGCAACGCGAUACGACCGACAUGUUCACGAUUCGAAAACCUACAAAGAAAGGUGAUGUAUAUAGUUUUUCCGUUGUUGUCUACGAAUUAUUCACCGAUACGAUACCGUACGAAGACAUUUUGACCUCCACGGAUAAGAAGACCAAGCGGGAUGCCGGCAAGAUUUUAAAUGACGUUGUAGAAAACGAUAUGCGACCAGUAAUCUCUACCGAGCUGACGAUGACUUAUAAACACAUUGACAAGUUAAUCCGCUCGUCAUGGGAUAAAAAUCCCCAAGAAAGGAAGAGCUUUCACGAUCUGUACCGCAAGCUGAACAAACUGCGGCCCAAAGGUUAUGGACCGGUGGAUGCGAUGAUGAAAGCGCUUGAGGAAUAUUCUACCAUGUUAGAAGAGCGAAUUGAAGAAAAAAACCGCGAUUACGAGACAGUGGCAAAAAACAUGGAAAACCUACUGAACAGUAUGCUGCCCCAAUCCGUGGCUGCCAAAUUAGCACAAGGAAAACCUGUUGAGCCGGAAUAUUUUGAUAGCUGUUCGAUUUUGUUUGCGGAUAUCGUGGAUUUUGCUCGUAUUACGGCAUCAUUGUCGCCACAGCAUACGACCAACCUUCUCAAUACCUUCUACUCUGCUGUAGAAGAUGAGCUAAAAAAUUGUGAUGUGUAUAAGGCGGACAGUACAGGAGAUCUGUACAUGUUCGUGUCCGGUGCACCCGUUCGGAACGGUAAUAAACAUGUGGGAGAGUGUGCGACCUUAGCGCUGGACAUGAUGUUUCUUUCCCGCUCUUUGGUCGAACCGCAUAUGCCGGAGAAACCGCUACGGUUAAGAGCCGGAAUCCAUACUGGCCCGGUUAUCGGGUGCAUUAUCGGAAAUACCGUGCCACGAUACUGCUUCUUUGGUGACACAAUACAAAUGACCAUACUCGUCAAAAACACGUCGUUGCCAAAUCAGAUACAGGUAUCCGGUAUUUCUAAAUAUUUAUUGGACAGCACCGGUCAUUACGAAAUGGUGUCUCGAGGACUCGCAACUAAUCAGGGUGAUGGACCGGGCGUGACGUAUUGGUUACUCAAAAAGGAAGGUCAUCCGAACCCGAUCGUUCCGCUGGUGGAGGCGGCCGCUGGCGAUGUGGCCAUCCAUCUGUUUCCCACGGUUCACACAUCCGAAACCAGUUUACGAUCACACAAUCCGUCGCCCCGUGGAUCGCCUCAUGGAUCGCCAAGACAUACGCCUAUGAUUGCCCGCAGUCCAUCGGGAAAGUCCACGCUGUCCCGGGAUCCCUCCAGACUUUCCAUCAAUCAAGGCGCAGCUUCGCAGAGUCGGUUGUCCAUUUCGCGGCAAUCGUCACGGCAAAGCAUCCUCUCGCGUCACUCGUCUGGCGCAUCACUGGUGGCGGUGGUGCCUCCGGUUGAUUAAUAUUGUACAGUAGCUCUAUAGUCUGUUGUCUUGCUAGAUUUUAACAAGUCUUAAACUUUAUUGCUGUGAGCCUGAUGAGUUAAUUAUAAGCCUGUUUUAUGAAUUCAUGGGCUAUACCAGCGCAGCUGUUAUUUACAUAUAAAUAUAUUGUUAAUAGUGUAUU